Messenger RNA from Protopolystoma xenopodis, 384 nucleotides. The record is from the annotation of a GenBank genome assembly. NCBI's taxonomy places the organism in Eukaryota, Metazoa, Platyhelminthes, Monogenea, Polystomatidea, Polystomatidae.
AUGGCUGUUUUUAAUCGUUUUCUUCCAGAUAAGAACACAGUUAUAGGUAAUGGAGUCAGUGGUGAGGCCAUCGAGACUAGCAAUGAUGACGACUUUCCGUAUCUCCCAGCGGUUGGAGGCUCGGACUCGAACGCGCACACUUGCCGGGAUCUGGUAAGGCCAAAUUUGCAGUCCCACAAUUUGGUACCACGAGAUGCCGAUAACGCCCCUGCACCCAUCACAGCACUCUCUGGUGAAGAUUGCCGAGUUGAAUCUGUUCGCCAGGAUCCAGAAGACAUUUUAACUACACGCAAAUCCUUGCAUCGGCUCAAUCGAGGCUGUUGUUCACAAGGCCGGAGUAAAAGAGUCCCGGAGGAGGUGUUUCUGGUAAGCGCAAGAGGAUGA